Molecule: messenger RNA, 552 nt
Organism: Guillardia theta CCMP2712
Lineage: Eukaryota; Cryptophyceae; Pyrenomonadales; Geminigeraceae
Exons: 7
Coding region: 120-473 (117 amino acids)
Source: RefSeq, a predicted model, not a curated record
AACCGAGGGCGCCAAGAUCUAGUAUUGUUGGCGGAGAGAAGGAGCGCAAAGAUUAUGUGGAGCAGAAUGGAGGGGGGGAGGAUUGAGAGAGAAGUGGAGAUUUGCUUCGUUUGUUCAUCAUGCUUUCAAGCCAGCCACUUCCUGCUCUCCUCCUUGAUCUUCUUGUGUCUGAGAUUGCGAGACCAACAGCGAGGGCGCAUGCAUGGUGGUGUAUGCUCUGCAGAAAACUGAGAAUGGUAUUUCUUCUAUCCCAGGUUUUCUCCUGGACGCGCACCUGCGUUGUCUUGCCUCCUCCUCCUUACCGUCACGCCCACCAGCCGUGCAUUCUCGGGUGCUGCGGUGAACAGAUUCCUUCUGCCACAGUCAAGAGGGACUUCUCUGACGUCUGCGAGCGUUCUUCGAGGCUCGUUUCCCAGGAGUUUGAUCUUGCGCAAGCAGUCUGCUUCGGACUCUGUUACAGGAGCAAAGUUUGAAGAGAAUGACAAAGAAAAGAACCCCCAAGGCCGUCCAGGACACUCAGUGAAGGGUACUGUGGUUGAGAACGUGGAUCCG